AUGGGCGAUGCGCUAUGUGGGCCAUCCAAUGCCCUCCAGAACUUCCAGAAGCAUACUUCCGUUGAUCGGACACUACAGCAAGACCGGUUAACUUCACGGCAAUCACCGGGCCAGGGGUUUCGAUCUCAGAACCCUCAAGAGGGCAUACUUGACCCGGAGUUCGCCGCAUUCGAAGCCAACCUUGCUGGCCCCGCAUUACCAGACUUACAACACCCUGCUCACUUUGCACAAUCACACCAUGCAGCCACUCACCAUCCGGCCGCCCAUCAUAUGGGGAACGCCAGUUGGGCUUCCGACUUCCAGAACUUACAAAUAUCGGGACCGUCGCACCCCGCGCAGCUACAACGGCCUAACAUCGCACCCGCAACAGCAAAUGGCGGGUGGCAUGCUGAGUUCAUGAAGCAACAACAAAGACCGAUGCAACAGGCCCAUCAGACACCGCAAAUGCACGGGGCUUACCAACCGUCUUUCGCACCGAGCUAUCCUAUGUAUGGGUCGAUGAAUCAGAUGCAGCCAUCCCAAGCUAUGCAAAGCCAGCAGAAGCCUGUGGAGCAAUUUGAUGAAUCUGCCUUUGAAGCCGCCUUUGACCAAGCCCGGGCAGAUAUGGAACUGCAGGGAGCCGAUCAAAAAGAGACUCAGCAGAAUUUAGAGGACACCCAUGAAUAUGAGCCAGUCACCGAAGACGUUCGACUAGGAUCCGAUCUCAUCCCACAGAGCGAGAAGCAAGACCCACAGACCCGAGGACGCGAUGCCGAUGAACUCGCACGAACCGCCGGACAACUCCUAGAUAGCGUGCGCAAUGAGCAAAGUGAGAAGUUCGCGCAAAGCAACUUCCUGGCAUUGAUGCGUCGGAUUCGAGAUCGUGAGGUGGAAGUGGAAGGGGACGAGUUUCGUGAAGUCAGUACCAACCCGUAA
Penicillium brevicompactum is the source of this 915-nucleotide messenger RNA. RefSeq names its product protein pex20 (gene pex20). NCBI's taxonomy places the organism in Eukaryota, Fungi, Ascomycota, Eurotiomycetes, Eurotiales, Aspergillaceae. The transcript is spliced from 2 exons. The coding region runs from base 1 to 915 and encodes 304 amino acids. The record is from RefSeq and is a predicted model, not a curated record.